AAUGGCUGGUAUUGAUAAUAAAGCUGCUGUAAUGGGAGAAUGGUUCGACUGUAGUACUACUAACCACAGGAAGAGAUCGAAAGCGGAACUUGGUAGAGAGUUUUCUUUAAAUUACAUCAAGAAUGAGGAUUCUUUGCAAACCACCUUUCAAGAAAGUUCACGAGGAGCUCUUCGUGAAAGGAUUGCUGCGAGAUCCGGGUUUAAUGCACCGUGGUUAAACACUGAGGAUAUUCUUCAGUCGAAAUCUUUAACCAUCUCUUCUCCUGGUCUUAGUCCUGCAACUCUGUUAGAGUCUCCUGUUUUCCUCUCAAACCCUUUGCUAUCUCCAACAACCGGGAAGCUCUCAUCAGUACCUUCUGAUAAGGCUAAAGCUGAGUUAUUUGACGACAUUACCACAUCCUUAGCCUUCCAAACCAUUUCAGGAAGUGGCCUUGAUCCUACUAACAUCGCUUUAGAACCCGAUGAUUCCCAAGACUAUGAAGAAAGACAGCUCGGCGGUUUAGGAGACUCGAUGGCUUGUUGUGCACCUGCAGAUGAUGGAUACAACUGGAGAAAAUAUGGACAAAAGCUAGUUAAAGGAAGUGAGUAUCCGCGGAGCUAUUACAAGUGCACGCACCCGAAUUGUGAGGCCAAGAAGAAGGUUGAACGGUCUCGGGAAGGUCAUAUUAUAGAGAUCAUAUACACAGGAGAUCAUAUACACAGCAAACCUCCACCUAACCGCCGGUCAGGGAUUGGAUCAUCCGGUACUGGCCAAGACAUGCAAAUAGAUGCAACCGAAUACGAAGGUUUUGCUGGAACCAAUGAGAACAUAGAAUGGACAUCACCUGUAUCUGCAGAGCUCGAAUACGGAAGCCAUUCAGGAUCAAUGCAGGUUCAAAACGGGACUCAUCAGUUCGGGUAUGGUGAUGCAGCAGCUGAUGCCUUAUAUAGAGAUGAAAACGAAGAUGAUCGCACGUCCCACAUGAGUGUUUCCCUGACUUACGAUGGAGAGGUAGAAGAGUCCGAAUCAAAGAGAAGGAAACUAGAAGCUUAUGCAACAGAAACGAGUGGAUCAACCAGAGCCAGCCGUGAGCCAAGAGUUGUGGUGCAGACCACAAGUGACAUUGACAUCCUCGAUGAUGGUUAUCGCUGGCGCAAGUAUGGGCAAAAAGUCGUUAAAGGAAACCCGAAUCCAAGGAGCUACUAUAAAUGCACAGCUAAUGGAUGUACCGUAACGAAGCAUGUAGAGAGAGCCUCUGAUGACUUCAAGAGCGUACUAACAACUUAUAUAGGCAAGCACACCCACGUUGUACCAGCAGCACGCAACAGCAGCCACGUCGGUGCAGGCAGUUCAGGGACUCUCCAAGGCAGUUUAGCGACUCAGACCCACAACCACAAUGUGCACUAUCCAAUGCCACACAGUAGAUCUGAGGGACUGGCCACAGCCAACUCAUCUCUAUUUGACUUCCAGUCACACCUGAGGCAUCCUACAGGUUUCUCCGUUUACAUAGGCCAAUCUGAGCUUUCUGAUCUUUCAAUGCCUGGUCUAACUAUUGGGCAAGAGAAGCUUACCAGCCUGCAGGCGCCUGACAUUGGGGAUCCAACUGGCCUAAUGUUGCAGUUAGCAGCACAGCCGAAGGUGGAACCAGUGUCACCACAACAGGGACUUGAUUUGUCAGCGAGCUCAUUGAUAUGCAGAGAGAUGUUGAGUAGAUUACGACAGAUAUGA
Messenger RNA from Arabidopsis thaliana (thale cress), 1708 nucleotides. It is a transcript of the gene WRKY34, whose product is annotated as WRKY DNA-binding protein 34. Gene Ontology annotation, cellular component: nucleus. The record is from RefSeq and is marked reviewed. Gene Ontology annotation, molecular function: sequence-specific DNA binding; DNA-binding transcription factor activity. The coding region runs from base 2 to 1708 and encodes 568 amino acids. Gene Ontology annotation, biological process: regulation of DNA-templated transcription. The transcript has 4 exons. NCBI's taxonomy places the organism in Eukaryota, Viridiplantae, Streptophyta, Magnoliopsida, Brassicales, Brassicaceae.